AUGACCCCCGCCCUCACAGCCCUGCUCUGCCUCGGGCUGAGUCUGGACACCAGGACCCACGUGCAGGCAGGGCCCCACCCCAAACCCACCCUCUGGGCUGAGCCAGACUCUGUGAUCAUCCGGGGGAGCCCCGUGACCAUUUGGUGUCGGGGGAACCUGGAGGCCCAGGAGUACCGUCUGGAUAAAGAGGGAAUCCCAGACCCAUGGGACACACAGAAACCACUGGAGCCCAAGAACAAGGCCAGAUUCUCGAUCCCAUACACGACAGAGCACCAUGCAGGGAGAUUUCGCUGUUACUAUCUCAGCCCUGAAGGCCGGUCAGAGCGCAGUGACCCCCUGGAGCUGGUGGUGACAG
Messenger RNA from Mandrillus leucophaeus (drill), 355 nucleotides. Its product is annotated as leukocyte immunoglobulin-like receptor subfamily A member 5. The annotation marks the transcript as partial. The record is from RefSeq and is a predicted model, not a curated record. NCBI's taxonomy places the organism in Eukaryota, Metazoa, Chordata, Mammalia, Primates, Cercopithecidae. The transcript has 3 exons.